AUGGCGACCGCCGAGCCUAUUCUCCCCGUCAAGGGUAAGAACAACGUCUUGGUCACUUCCGCCCUUCCCUAUGUCAACAACACGCCCCAUCUCGGCAACGUCAUCGGCAGUGUCCUCUCCGCCGAUGUUUUUGCGCGCUUCUCCCGCGCUCGCGGCAACCCGACUAUCUUCAUCUGCGGCUCCGACGAGUACGGUACUGCCACCGAGACCAAGGCCCUUGAGGAGGGCGUCGACCCAGAGACCCUGUGCCGAAAGUACCAUGCCGUCCAUAAGGGCAUCUACGAGUGGUUCAAUCUAUCCUUUGACAUUUUCGGCCGCACUCCGACCGAGCAGCAGACCGAGAUUGUCCAGGAUAUCUUCCGCAAGCUGUGGCAAAACGGCUACAUCGAGGAGCGCGAGACGACCCAGCCCUUCUGCCCAGUUCACCACAGCUUCCUGGCAGAUCGCUUUGUUGAGGGUGAAUGCUCCCUCUGCGGCUACAACGACGCCCGUGGCGACCAGUGUGACAAGUGCGGCAACCUUCUCGAUCCCCUCGAACCCGAGCCCGAGGCCGGCAACGCCAAGCCCGACGAUGACAUCGCUGCGAAGGCCACCGGGUGGUUGAUCAACCCUCGAUGCAAGCUGGACGGCGCCAAGCCCGACAAGAAGCAGACGAAGCACCUUUUCCUUCGUCUCGACGCGCUUAAGGAGCCGCUCAUCGAUUGGUUCAAGAAGGCGAGCACUGAGGGCGCGUGGAGCACCAGCGCCCAGACCAUCACUCAGGCGUGGAUCGACAAGGGACUGAAGCCGCGCGGUAUCACGAGAGAUCUUAAGUGGGGUGUUCCCGUUCCUACAGAUGUUACUGGCGAGGACUAUGCCGCCAAGGUUUUCUAUGUUUGGUUCGAUGCCUGCAUUGGCUACGUCUCGAUCACCAAGAACUAUACCGAUGGGGCCGACCUCGCCGGCAAGAAGUGGGAGCAGUGGUGGAAGAACCCGGAUGAGGUCAAGCUGUACCAAUUCCUCGGCAAAGACAACGUCCAGUUCCACAGCACCGUCUUCCCCGCGUCGCAGCUCGGCACCAACGAAAACUGGACCAAGGUUCACAAGAUCUCUGCCACUGAGUACCUCAACUAUGAGGGUGGCAAAUUCAGCAAAUCGCGUGGUGUCGGCGUCUUCGGCAACCAGGUCCAGGAGACUGGCGUUCCUUCGGAUGUCUGGAGAUAUUACCUGCUCUCGCGCCGUCCAGAGACGUCAGACUCGGAAUUCAUGUGGCAGGAGCUGGUGGAUGGCAACAACAACGAAUUGCUGAAGAACCUCGGAAACUUUUGCCAGCGAGUCAUCAAGUUUGCGCAGGCCAAGCUUGACACUACCGUUCCCGAUUACACCAAGUUCGGUCUCAACGACUACCUAAAGAACCACGUCAAGGAGGUCAACGUGAACCUCAAGGAGUAUAUUGCCAACAUGGAGGGCACCAAGUUUCGCGAUGGUCUCAGGAGCAUUCUGUCCAUCUCGGCCCUCGGCAACAAGUUGCUUCAGGACAACAAGCUCGACAACAAGCUUCUCACUGAGGAGCCUGAUCGUUGCGCGGCCAUUAUCGGCCUGGCACUCAACCAGAUUGCGCUCAUCGCCAGCAUUCUGAACCCAUACAUGCCCGUGACGUCCAAGGCCAUCUUUGAGCAGCUAGGCGUGGAGCCUACGCCGACGAUCCCGGACGAGUGGGUCACGGGCGCGAUCAAGCCCGGCCAGAAAUUGGGCGAGGCGAAGCAUUUGUUCUCGCAAAUCCCCGCGAGCAAGAUUGAGGAGUGGCGCGAGGCAUUUGGCGGCGAAGAGGUGCGCAAGCAAAAGGAGGAGGCGGCCGCCAAGGCAGCUGCUAAGAAGGCGGCCAAGGAGCGGGAGAAGGAGAAGAAGCGCCUUAAGAAGGAGGCUGCUAAGGCCGCCGCUGCUUCUGGCGCCGAGGCUGCGCUAGCGGGGGUGGAGUCCGGGGAGAAGAAGAGCGAGGCAGAUCCUGCGAUUGAGGCGGUCACUGAGGCGAUUGCCAAGGCUGACGUGCACACCUCGUAA
Verticillium alfalfae VaMs.102 is the source of this 2040-nucleotide messenger RNA. RefSeq names its product methionyl-tRNA synthetase. NCBI's taxonomy places the organism in Eukaryota, Fungi, Ascomycota, Sordariomycetes, Glomerellales, Plectosphaerellaceae. The record is from RefSeq and is a predicted model, not a curated record. Gene Ontology annotation, biological process: methionyl-tRNA aminoacylation. Gene Ontology annotation, molecular function: methionine-tRNA ligase activity; ATP binding. Bases 1 to 2040 code for a protein of 679 amino acids. The transcript has 8 exons. Gene Ontology annotation, cellular component: aminoacyl-tRNA synthetase multienzyme complex; cytosol.